Polyodon spathula (Mississippi paddlefish) is the source of this 2668-nucleotide messenger RNA. It is a transcript of the gene fam228a, whose product is annotated as family with sequence similarity 228 member A. The transcript is spliced from 10 exons. The coding region runs from base 232 to 1101 and encodes 289 amino acids. Lineage: Eukaryota; Metazoa; Chordata; Actinopteri; Acipenseriformes; Polyodontidae. The record is from RefSeq and is a predicted model, not a curated record.
GUUGUAUAACAAGAACAAAAAAAAAAAAAAAAAAAACGGUGACGAAAAGCAAUGCCAAUUGUAUCACAAAGUGCUGGUAACGUACUGAAUUAAAACAGUCACAGGCGACAGGACCCGUGCAGAAGAUGUGCCACAUGUAUCACAAUAAGAAAGACUCAGAGGCAACUGGUUGUCGGGAGUUAACUUCUGCAUGGUUGUGUAACAUUAGCUAAGAAAUUCCUGUCAGUCAAGAUGACAUCUUCAAGAAAAGCCGGGUCUAGUAUAAUCUAUUCACCUCAAUACAGAGACUGUUUUACGCACAGCAUUAAAAUUGAAGAACCGGCACCUACAUCCAAAAGGCAUUUGAAAGAACAAUCAGCAUCAAUGUCUGAGACUAGAAGAUUGCCUUAUCUAAGAAACAGUGCCUCUGCUUGCUUUGCGAAAAGAAAGGAUAGUACAGCUUGGCUUUCACACAAUUCUUUCACACAUAUUCAGGCCAAUGCGGAUCUCGAAAGUUGUGAGGCAAAUGCAAUGGCUCAGACUAUACUGGACACAGAAAAUGGAUUUGUAAAGGAGCUGGACAAUUAUCUGAAGUACAAGGAUGUGCGUGAGCGAAGGAAGAAAGAGCUUCUUUGCAAGAAAUGGACUGAAUGCGUGUCAGGCCCAGUUCAGCAUACAAUAGAAAAACACAUGAAAAACCAUUGCUAUGAAAAAGCAAAGGAAGGGAGACGCAUGUUUUUACAAUAUCUGGAUUGCUGUAAUAAAAAGGGUUAUGUGUUUUUGGAAGAUUAUGAUCCACGUGAAUACAACCCUUUUUUACUGCACUUGAGCAAACCACAUUAUUUCAAGUUUCUAACUCCUGCUCUAAACGAUCCACUUCUGAAACAAAGCUGUGAAAGGAUGCAAGAAGAAAGACUCAUUCUGCUGUGUCAGACAGGUAAAGUUUACUCUGACAAAGAAAUGGAGGCAUUGCACACACCGAAUUUGCCUCUAAUACCCAAAGGUCGUCACGGGGUUGACAGUAUUAAAUGGCUGCUAAUGCAACUUGGGGAUAUUGAAAGUGAUGCUCGACGCAAAAUCAGGAAAAAAUCAGUAAGAAAAGUAAAUUCCAAGGAAGAAUGACUACUGUUUAACCUGCAGCAUUGGUCCUGUAUCCAGGAAUUGGAGUCCACACCAGCCAGCUGCUUUCUGUACCCUCCCAUCAAUAACUUCACUUGUACUUCUUUAGUGCCUUUGACCUGUUCUGUUUUACAAUAAAUCAGGAGUCCCAGUUGUAUGCAUGAUCAGUUUAGAGAUCACAUUAAAAACAAUAAUGUUAAAUUAUGAGCAGUUCACCAAUUUAUUUGAAUUGUUUUUUUAAUGAAUGAAAGACUGUUGUACAUCAACCUGGACAGGUUGCAUUUUAUAUUCAAAAAAUGUAUAAUUGAGUAAUUUAAAUCUUUUUUUGACUAUUUACUGCAGAAUGUCAAUGACAAAUUGUUUAACGUAUUCAAAUAAUGUUUAGCAGUAAACUUAAUACCUUCUGCAAGAUUACUCAUUUAACUUGUUUGUUUUUUGAAAAUCUAAGUAACUUGAAACAUUGAUUCAGAAGGGUUUAUUAGUUUUUGUUUAUUUUUUUGUGUGUUUGCUUGUUUUGUUAUUUUCAAUGGAUGCAAGUACAUUUUGCAUAGAAUGGAAAUAAUAAAAGUAUUAAUUUGUAAUUUUUAAGUAUUAAAAUAUGGUUAAUUAUUUGUAUUUCACUUUUUUUUAAAUAUUGGUGCUAAACAAGACUAUUGGUUUGGUAAAAUAUUACUUAUUUUGAUUCUACAUAUGUACUGUUGUGAAAUUGCCACCCAGUGUCAGUAAAAUUUAGCAUGAGUGGAGAAAUGAGUUUUCCUUCUUAAGCAAUAAAAUAUUCUCUCAAUACAUGACGCAUGUUUUUUUUUUUUUUUUUUUUUUUAAGCAGCUACAGUAUGAAAUCAUUGGUGCUGGGGAUCCCACGUGGAACUGUAAUAAAACAAAUCCCCCCACCCCUUAUUGUGAAAUCUAUAUAGAAGCACACUAUGGUGUACAAUAUGAAUGAAUGUGUGCAUUAUUUGAAAAGUCUCUUCAGUCCUUGUGAGCUUCACAUUCACACUGCAUCAUACAUAAUACAUUGUACUGUAGUUCCAGAAGAUAAAAUACCAGGUAAAUAAUUUCACUCACUCUAUCUUUAUGCUCCUAACAGAAACUGCUUCUACGAAAAAGUAGAUCGAUUAAAAUAAUACAGUAUGCAGUUACUUUUUACUUGUUUUAUGGUGGUAAUUCUAAUUUAUUUACAGUGAACACUUGAAAAACUAAAGUUCACAAACCAUUUUGUUGAUGAGGAAAGUUUCUACAUACACACGCACACACUUUAUAGAAAGAAAAUCUUCAAAAAUAUACUUCUAUUUCUCUAAGAAAUAUAGAACACAAUAUUUAAAAGGGAAAAAUAUUGCUUUAUAUUUAAUAUUAGCAUAGAUCUUGGGAUAAACAUUUUCUAAAACAAAUAAUCAUAAUUCCAAAUAAACUAUUCAGUGCAGGAAACAAGUAAUUACAGUUCCUGAUUAAAUAAUAUCAAAUGACACAAUGAUAUAGAGAGUCUCUUGCAAAUCGUCUGAACAAAAACCCUGAGACCAUAUGAAUCCAGUGAUACAGUCUCGACAAAAUAAUUACCCUGCACAAAUCCAUA